ACCGCAACUGGCCUCGAGAGAGAACCUUUACCGUUUACCGUUUACCCUUGGGAAUCGACCAACAUGCUAUCACGAAGACCCGCCCGUCUGUGCCCACGGGCAACAAACCUUAGAUCCAUGGCCGUCGUCAAGACCCGCCACGCCCAACCCAUCGUCCAACCCACAAAACCGUCCGAGAACGAACACGGCCAGCCAAUCUGGUACGGUGCCACCGUCCGCUCCGCCCAUAAGUGGAGCCGAAAAAAGGGGGGCGACCCGAAUAUGAUUCAGCCUAUGUCGAUCUCGGAGGCUAUGAGGUACAUCCGUGCCGCCGAAGUCGGACAAAACCAAAAGCUGCCAUACGAUAUCGCGAUCAAGAUCGAUACCAUCAACGGUGUCGCACCCGUCCGUGGCGCGAUUCUCUUCCCCAAGGGCAGCAAGAAGCCAAGUGUAGUCUGUGUCAUCGCAGAUGGUGACGCCGCAAAAGAAGCCCGCGAAGCCGGCGCAUCCAUCGUCGGCGCCGAAGAAGUCGUUGCGAAGAUCCUAGAUGGUGCCAUUCAGUUCGAUAAAUGUAUUGCGCACCCGGACUCGUUUUCCCUCCUUUCCAAGGUCGCAAGAAUACUCGGUCCGAGAAACCUCAUGCCGUCCGUGAAGCGCGGGACUGUGACGAAAGACUUGACCACUGCGAUCAAGGACGCGCUUGGUAAGCAGGAUUACCGUGAGCAGCAGGGUGUUGUGAGACUUCCGAUCGGACAGCUGGAUUUCACGGAGGAGGAGUUGGAGACGAAUAUCAAGUUGUUGAUGGGGCAGGUCAAGGUUAAGGUGCAGGAGAUUAAUAAGACGACGAAGAAGAGUAUCAAGGUGGCGGAGAUUGUGUUGUCGUCGACGCAUGCGCCAGGAUGUGUUAUCAAGGCAUAGAUGGAGUGAGUGCAU
Messenger RNA from Saitoella complicata NRRL Y-17804, 912 nucleotides. Its product is annotated as ribosomal protein L1. The record is from RefSeq and is a predicted model, not a curated record. The transcript has a single exon. The coding region runs from base 118 to 897 and encodes 259 amino acids. Lineage: Eukaryota; Fungi; Ascomycota; Saitoellomycetes; Saitoellales; Saitoellaceae.